This is a messenger RNA of Lachnellula hyalina, 414 nucleotides long. RefSeq names its product Protein SnodProt1. The record is from RefSeq and is a predicted model, not a curated record. The coding region runs from base 1 to 414 and encodes 137 amino acids. Lineage: Eukaryota; Fungi; Ascomycota; Leotiomycetes; Helotiales; Lachnaceae. The transcript has a single exon.
AUGCAAUUCCCAACCUUCACCACCGUCUUCACCCUGCUUGCAACCGCCUCUGCAAUCACCGUCUCCUACGACACAGGCUACGAUGACGGUUCCCGAUCCCUCACCGAUGUCUCCUGCAGCGAUGGUACCAACGGCCUGAUCACCAAGGGCUACAGCACCCAAUCCAGCCUUCCCACCUUUCCUCUCAUCGGUGGUGCCUCGACCAUCGCCGGCUGGAACGAUGCCAACUGCGGCACCUGCUACACGCUGACUUACAACGGCGUCAGCAUCAACGUCCUGGCUAUCGAUCACGCGGCCGAGGGUUUCAAUAUUGCGCAGGCGGCCUUGGAUCAGCUGACUGGUGGACAGGCGGUGGCGCUUGGGCGCGUGGAUGCGGACUGGACGCAAGUUGAUGUGAGUGCUUGUGGGUUGUAG